This is a messenger RNA of Sturnus vulgaris (Common starling), 681 nucleotides long. Lineage: Eukaryota; Metazoa; Chordata; Aves; Passeriformes; Sturnidae. The record is from RefSeq and is a predicted model, not a curated record.
GGGAGGUGGGACCCCCAAAGAGAUGUUGGGGGGGGGGCUGGUGACUGGGGAGUGUUGGGAAAUGGGGAGGAAAAUACAGAGAAGGGUGGAAAAGAGGAAUUGGGACUGCGGGAAGAAGGGUCCCAUGGUGGCUGUGGGGCACUGGGGAUGCGGAGUCGGGGUUGCCCUGGAGCUCUUGGCUACUGUGGGCUGCUGGGGGGCUGCUGGGGGGCACCCCCGGACCUAUGUCCUGCACACACAGCGCUGUUCCAGGAGAUGGUGAAGUCCGAGCGUCACUUCAUUCACGGCACCGACCGGCUGAGGUUCGUGGAGAGGAACAUCUCCAACCGGGAGCAGUUCCUGCACUUGGGCAGCGAUGUGGGGCUGCACGUGGACACCUCCUUUGGGGACAAGGCUGCCAGGCACUGGAACAGCGACCCGCAAUGGAUGGAGUACAGACGGGCUGCGGUGGACAGGCACUGCCGGCACAACUACGAGUUGUCCAGCCUGUUCCUCGUGGAGCGCAGAGGUGAGCGUGGGGCAAAGCGUGUCCCCUCGGGCCCUGCUCUGGGAAAGACUCUGGAGCCCCUCAAAACCUCCCUGGGAAUCACCCGAGACACAUCAGCCCUUCUUGUGCCCAUCCCCGGGGCCUCCUGCUCCUCACUCCAAGUGACUCCGGUGGCUCUCCAAGUUCAUCCCAAU